This is a messenger RNA of Salvelinus sp. IW2-2015, 6452 nucleotides long. The record is from RefSeq and is a predicted model, not a curated record. Lineage: Eukaryota; Metazoa; Chordata; Actinopteri; Salmoniformes; Salmonidae.
AGAGGAGCCAUCCAGGUUUGGUCAUUGGCCAUAUGAGAACAGCAGCACGGGGAGUUAGCUAUCCCUGUACAAUGGAUAUGACAUCACUGUGUGGUACCGGCAUCCCUCGGCCUCACUACUAGUACAUGUUAGUCUGUUACAGAUGCAGAUGUACAGUGUUCUGUAUUGAAGCCUUCCGGAUGGCCUUCUGUCAAAAUCGACUGACAUCCGCCAUGGCUGCAUAUCUGGGCAUAUUUAUUUUAGCUCUGAGUGUUGUGGGACAGCAGCUCCCCUCCAGCCCGCAUGGCUGCAUGGAGGGCAGCUGUUACCCGGCAACAGGCAACCUGUUGAUUGGCCGAGCCAUUAAUCUCAGCGCCACCUCCACUUGUGGUCUUCAUGGGCCAGAACACUACUGCAUAGUCAGCCACCUGCAGGAAUUGGACAAGUGUUUUGCGUGUAACUCUCAGCAUCCUUAUGACCCGUACAACCACAAAAACAGUCACCGCGUGAAGAACGUCAUCCAACUCAAGGACAGCAACGAAGACCUCACAUGGUGGCAGUCCGUCAACGGAGAGGAGGGUGUCAGUAUCAGACUCAAUCUGGAGGCAGAAUUCCACUUCACUCACCUCAUCAUGAAGUUUAAGACAUUCCGACCGGCCGCCAUGCUGAUCGAGCGUUCGGCUGAUUUUGGUCGCUCCUGGAGACCGUACCGUUAUUUUGCCUACAACUGCACCAAGACGUUCCCACGCGUGCCUGCCCACGCCCUCCACUACAUCAAUGAUGUCAUCUGUGAGGAGAGAUACUCUGACAUCGAGCCCUCCACGYAAGGAGAGGUCAUUUAUAAAGUGCUKGACCCUGCCAUACAUGUGAAAGACCCAUACAGUCUGGAGAUUCAAGAGCUGUUGCGGAUCACCAACCUGCGGAUCAACUUCACCAAGCUGCACACCCUGGGAGAUAACCUGCUGGACCGGCGCUCUGACGUUCUGCAGAAGUACUACUACUCCCUGUAUGAGCUGGUGGUGAGGGGCAGCUGCUUCUGCUACGGACACGCCUCAGAGUGUGCCCCCGUGCCAGGGGUUGAUGCCAGGGACAGUGGCAUGAUCCAUGGGCGAUGUGUGUGUAAACACAACACUGAGGGGUUAAACUGUGAACGCUGCAGAGACUUCCACAACGACCUGGCCUGGAGCCCAGCCGAGGCCAACGACCCUCACACAUGCAGAAGAUGUAACUGUAACGGCACUCCACAGUGUCAUUUGAAGCAUGGCGGUGACGGCACGGGCAAUGCCGGCGGUGGCGUCUGUGACCACUGUCUCCACAACACCAUGGGACGCAACUGUGAGAUGUGUAAACCAUUUUACUACAAGGACCCCAGCAGGGACAUCAGAGACCCCGCCGCUUGUACUGCGUGUGACUGUGAUCCUGUGGGCUCCAUGGAGGGAGGUGUGUGUGACAGCCACACAGACCUGGACAUGGGCAUGAUCGCCGGGCAGUGCCGCUGUAAGCUCAACGUUAAGGCCACCCGCUGUGACUACUGCAAGGAGGGUUACUACGGCCUGGCCCACAACGACCCACAGGGCUGCCAACCGUGUAACUGUGACCCUCGUGGGACCAUAAUCCUGGGAGCACCAUGUGACCAGAUCAGUGGGGACUGCUCCUGUAAGAGAUACGUCACAGGCCGCUACUGCAACCAGUGUCUGGUAAGACUGGCCCUGUGUAUGGUAGAAAAUGGCCAGUGUGACUGUAGGAGGCACCUGAUUGGUCGUCAGUGUUCUGACGUGCAGCCUGGGUACUUCUGUGCCCCGCUAGACUACUACAAAUAUGAGGCAGAGGACGCCGUUGGCCACUCACCUAGUGACCACAACCUCCCGGGCAAGGCCAGGCCCCAGGCUGAGAUUGACUGUGUGGAGCACCUCAACAACCAGCUGAGGAGACACAGACGCCACAGACGCAUCGCCACCACCCAGCAGCAGAGGGCAGCACUGAGACGCAUCCGCCAGCUGCAGCAAACGCCUGAUGUAAGGAGUGUUCACAGGGAGAGAUCUCAGGGUCACAUGGUCACCUGGACUGGACCUGGUUUUGCCCGGGUCAAGGAUGGCGCUGGACUGGUCUUCACAAUAGACAACAUCCCCCAUGCCAUGGAGUAUGACAUCAUGAUCCGCUAUGAGCCAGAGUCUACUGAGGACUGGGAGACCAUAGUGAGUGUUACCUCCCUGCUGCUGCCCACCAGCUCCCGCUGUGGCAACCUGCUUCCCACUGAACAGCUCUACACUGUCACCCUGCCGCACAACAGGAGGUAUGUCCAGAUGCCCAGGCCUUUCUGCUUUGAGCCCAGUAACCGUUAUGUCGUGGCCAUCAGAUUCCAGCGCCACGGAGUGUCCCAGAGACACCUGACCGCUUUCAUCCUUGUUGAUUCGCUGGUGCUGAUCCCCAAGUACACGGAGCUGCUUGGUUUCCAGGGUAACGACCCCGCGGCGGAGGAGCGCCGUGAUGAGAUGGUGCGCUACAUGUGUCUGGACUCCUUCAUGGCCAUGCCCAUGCCCAUGCUGGCAGAGAUGUGCACCAAGCUCAUCUGCAGCAUCUCUGCCAUCCUGCAUGAUGGAGCUCUGCAAUGUCAGUGCGACCCCCAGGGGUCUCUCAGUGCUGAGUGUGACAGGGUCGGAGGUCAGUGUCGCUGUAAACCCAACGUGAUUGGACAACGGUGUGACCAGUGUGCACCUGGCACUUACGGCUUUGGACCAUAUGGCUGUACUGCCUGCGACUGCCAUUCCCAGGGCUCUCUGGGGCACCAGUGUGACCCGGUGACGGGGCAGUGCCCGUGCAGACAGGGGGCCAGCGGGCGCCAGUGUUCAGACUGCCAGCCUGGCCAGUGGGGCUUUCCCAGCUGCAGGCCAUGCCAGUGUAACGGUCACACUGAUGACUGCAACCCGCAGACAGGGGAGUGCCAGACCUGCAGAGACUACACUGAUGGACAGUACUGUGAAAGGUGUGUGAAUGGUUUCUUUGGGAACCCAGUGCUGGGGUCUGGAGAUCACUGUCGACCAUGUCCCUGUCCUGGGAACCCAGGAAGUGGACACUCCAAUGGGGACUCCUGUCACACUGACAUCUCAUCCAAUCAGAUCCUCUGCAACUGUAAACAGGGAUAUACAGGCCCUCGCUGUGAACGCUGUGCCCCUGGUUACUAUGGCAACACUGAGCACCCAGGCGGGCAGUGCCACACCUGCCAGUGUAGUGGCAACAUCGACACCCAGGACCCAGAGUCAUGUGACCCCAGGACAGGACAAUGCCUGAGGUGCCUGUACAACACGGACGGCGCCUCCUGCUCCGACUGUAAACGUGGUUACUUCGGCAACGCCCUGGCCCAGGACUGCAGGCGUUGCACAUGUGUAACAGCAGGUACACAGCAGUCCUACUGCACUGCCGGUCAUUGCCACUGUGACAGACAGACAGGAGCAUGCCCGUGUCGGGACAACGUGGUCGGCCACAACUGUGACCAGUGUGCCCCCGACUACUGGAACUAUGGCACAGACAGAGGGUGUGAGCGGUGUGGCUGCCACCCUCUGCACGCUAUGGGAUCACAUUGCAACAUGUUUAGUGGACAGUGUCACUGUCAGCAAGGCUUUGGGGGAAGGCAGUGCACUGAGUGUGAGCAGUUCCAUUGGGGAGACCCACGUGUGCAGUGUGAAGAGUGUAACUGUCACCCUUUGGGCUCGGAGAUGGCCCAGUGUGACCGUGUGACGGGGGUGUGUGAGUGUAGGGAGGGGGCGGUGGGGCGGCAGUGUGACGAGUGUGCCCGCGGGUUCACCGGGGUAUUCCCUAAGUGUGUCCGGUGCCACCCCUGCUUUGAGCUGUGGGACGAUGCAGUGUGUAUGAUCCGCCGGGACCUGGACCACAUCCACCAUGAAAUCCACAAGAUCCUGGAGAGCGGAGAGACGCCCGGGGUGGGAGACAAACGCAUCAGCGAGCUGGAGAACAAACUGGCCCAGGUACAGAACCUGAUCCAAGACGGAGACUGGGACAGACUACACCAGCUGAUUGGCCAGUCCAUCGAUGACCUCAGAGCAGAGAUAGCUCUGACUGACGGCCGUUUGAUGGGUGUGGCCCGGGAGCUGAAUGGGACAGCGGUGCAGGACGAGGUACUAAGGAGGAACCUGACCCAGAUGGAGAGAGAACUCAGGGACCUCAACACCACUCUGAUGCACCACCGCCAAAAACAGGAGAACAACAUCAGCUCUGGUUUCCAAGAUCAGUUUGACAAUGUGAAGAAGUACUACAGUGAGUCCCAGAAGGCUCAACAGAAGUGCAGCUCCUCAGUGUCUGGUCCUUUCAGCCCCGUGGAGGAGUCUAAAGCAACACGCGCACACACCGAGGACCUUCUGAACAAGAGGCGGGAUAAGUUCCUGCGCACGGUGGCGGCCCAGAAGAAAUCAUUGUCAGAGCUGCAGAACAAAGCCCAGGACGUAGACAAGAAAGUCCACCACCUGAGCCACAAGGUAUGUGGUGGCCAUUCCAAUGCCAGCUCCAAUGGCACAUGUCACGACAGCCCAUGUGGGGGUGCUGGUUGUCGUGACAAUGACGGUCGGCGGGUGUGUGGAGGGGACGGGUGUGACGGGACUYUUAGCGCCUCCCUACAGGGACUGAAACAUGCCAAUGAUGUCACAGACAACCUGACUGCUGCCAGUGAGGAUCUCCAGGGUAUGGCUAAGAAGCUCCAGGACAUUGCUAUGCUGACCCAGGAUGUGAAYAAUCAAGCCAUGGACACCCUGGACAAAGCUCAGAAGAAGAAGGACUUAUUUGAAAACUCCAAUAAAAAACUCAAGGAAUUCAUUCAGAAGAUCAAAGAUUUCCUGACUGAGGAGGGUGCGGACCCAGAGAGCAUAGAGAAGGUGGCUCAGCAGGUGCUGGCCAUAUCUCUUCCUGUCAACAGAACCACUCUGGACAGCAUGGUCCAGCAGAUUAAAGACAACAUUAACAACCUGACAGAUGUAGAGGGGGUCUUCAACCACACCUCCCAGCAACUCCACCAGGCCAAGGAGCUGCUCAACCGAGCUAAGGAUGCCAAGACACGAGCAGAAGGAGUGAAGGACACAGCCAACAUGACUAAGCAGGCGUUGGAUGCGUCUGAAAAGGCUAUUCAGAAAGCAACCAAAGCCCUGGACCAUGCUCUGAACAACCUGAACAGCACCAGGAACACCACCGCAACGGUGGAGGAGAAUCUUCAGGAUCUGGAGGUCAAGCAGAUGGAUGCUAUGAUGCGACUGGCCAACCUGUCGAUGGGGGUAGAGGCACUAAAAACUAAGACCAAUCAGAACAGGGAGAUGGCCCAAGAUGCCAAGAACCAGGCCGAAAAUGCCACUAAUGCAGCAUCGGGACUGAAGCAGAGGCUGAAUGAAACGGAGGAUCGGUACAAGGAACUGCAGAUGAAGGUGGACUCUCUGGGUGGGGCCUCGGGGGGCCUGGGGAACGUCAACCAGAGGGCCAAGGAGAUCAAGAAGGAGGCUGAAGACCUGCUCACUAAGGCCAACAAGGGCAUAGAAACGCUACGGAAGCUUGAGAAGAAGUUCCGUAAUAAUGAGCAGAAAAUGCUGGWCCAGCAGAGCGAGUUAGGAGAGCUGGAGAGGAACGCCACGGAAGCACGGGAGGCCAUACGAAAGCAGGUGCAGACAUACAACAACUGUAACUGAUCAUGUGGAUUGAACGAUGUAGGAGAGAAAAACUGUAUUCAUGAAAAUGUACCACUGGUGCUUCAUUCCCAUUCUCUCUGUCAAAUUUGAAAUGAAUUUAAUAAAAAAUAUUAUCACAAAAAAAGAAGAAAUACGGCAACUGUUAGUGACGGGAGGAACACUGGGUCAUGUGUACUGUACAGCUGUAGUCUGUUAGAACAUAGCAGGGAGCUCCUUCUGAUGUUGUGAAUAUGCCAGUAAAACUGGCAGUAGAACUGUCUGCACUACAUAGGUCAUCUGCUUCUGUUAGUAACUCCCAAUCAUUCAUUUCAUGGUUUUGACAUGAUGCCAUCUGCACAAGUUUGUUGUGUAGCUAUGUCUUGAACACGACACCUGGCUAUGGACCAAUUAAACAUGUUUUGUGUUCCAAGGUAGAUUGACUUUUGAAUUAAUUUAAGAAAAGAGAUCAGAGAGAAUGUUUUACAGAGGAAUAUGUUCUUUUGACCAAUUAAAUGCCAUUUCAGGAAUUAUUUUUGAUUUAUUUUGACUACAGUACUUAUAUGUACAAUAUGACAUACAUAUCGAAAAGGAAUACGUGAUACCUAGGAGUGACAGAUGUUACUUUUUUGUUGUUGUAACCAAGUAUGGUCUUGAUUCAGAAAAUACUUUUUCGUCAGCCACACAUAUACAUUACACACAAAAACAAACACACGUACGGUCGCUCACACAAACAAAACAUGUUCUACACAAAUUUCAGACCCAUUGAUGUAUAAUUGAAACAGACGUCUAUGAAAAAUAAAUAUACAUUUGAUA